CUUGUAGUUCCACUUCUCGGCACAGGAAGGCGCUGUGACCCGUGCUCGUACCCACCCUGUGAUUCUCUUGGUAACAAAAUCUGUGUUGUCAAACGUUGCUAAGGAAGUUACAGAGCUACCCAUUAAAAUAGCCACUGUGAGACUAACCAGCACUGUACCAGAGGUGUAUGUAACUUAGCGAUGAGAGAGCAUUGUCCACCUGACCACAGCUGGUCACAGACAUGACGAGAGGAUGGCUGAGAAUGGAGAGGACAGCGGCCUCCUUCAGUACUGUGAGGGUCCUGACCUAGUUGUCAGUGACAGCAGGCCACUCAAGACAUCCUUGGUAGAUGUCAAACCAUGCAAGGAACAUAAUGAGGCCCAUAAACUCACUGUUAAAAACACAGAGAGAGAGAUCAGUCCAUACCAACCUCGGCCACCCUCACUACCCAGGCAGUCGAAAUCCAGCAAAAGUGGCUCAGUUGAAGCAACAGUGAGAAACAGGAGGCUAAGAAACAGCCAGGAGAGUCUGAGUGACCCGGCUGAGACUGGCUCCUCCACAGACUCGCUUAAAGAGGACCAAACAGUUCCAGCUCCAGGUGGGCUUGUUGUCAGUAGUGCUGCCACCACCAGGAACCAGGACUCCAGUGUGAGACCCCACUCUGCUGUUGCGACAGGAUCCCCAGUCUUCCGGGAGAGAGGGGGCAGUCUUUCUGAGUAUGAAAGGAGGCCUCGCAGCCAGCAGAGUGACCCCACAGACCACUGGGUGAGGUCCUCCAAGGUGCGUCUGUCUCCGGUGCAACCCACUGGGCCGCUGCCCGCUCUAGAGAAGAGCUAUGUGUCAGCCACUUUAAGGGCUGCUAAUAGGAUUGACAAGGAUUGUUUGGAUUAUGUCGGGCUGGCCAGAGAGAAACUCGGGGAGAGACUCCACAGGAACCUGAGCGACAGCCGACUUCUGGAGAACAUGGGGUCAGAUAGUGCCUCUGUCAACUCCAUGAGGUCCACCUACAGUGUGCUUAGCCCCAUCAGACCGCAGGAUGUGAGGAACAGGUACAGUAGGAGCUUUCUGGAGGGCAGCGUGCUGGGAAGCGGUGCCCUACUUGGGGCUGAGGAGCUGGACCGCUACUUCCCCGACAGGAGAGUUGGAAUCUACGUCGCCACGUGGAACAUGCAGGGAGAGAAGGGGCUGCCAGUCAACUUAGAUGAUCUCCUCCUUCCAACAGACUCUGAAUUUGCACAAGACUUUUAUAUUAUUGGGGUUCAGGAGGGCUGUCCUGAUAGGAGGGAGUGGGAGAACCGUCUUCAGGAAACUCUGGGACCUUAUUACGUGAUGCUGUAUGCAGCAUCACAUGGGGUUUUGUAUCUCACUGUAUUUGUCAGAAGAGACCUCAUCUGGUUCUGCUCAGAAGUGGAGCAUGCCACAGUCACAACCAGGAUCAUCUCGCAGAUCAAGACAAAAGGGGCUGUGGGAAUCGCCUUUACCUUUUUUGGCACUUCCUUUCUGUUCAUCACAUCCCAUUUUACCUCUGGAGACGCCAAAGUUUACGAGAGAAUACUUGAUUACAACAAAAUCGUUGAGGCUCUAGCUCUUCCGAAAGGCCUUCCAGACACCAACCCCUACCGCUCCAUACCAUCGGACGUCACCACAAGAUUCGACCAGGUCUUCUGGUUUGGAGACUUUAACUUCCGACUGAGCAAGGACCGGGUUGAUGUGGAGACUAUCAUGAACCGCACAGUAGGCGACGAUAUGAACCCCCUGCUGGAGCACGACCAGCUCUCCAAGGAGAUGAAGGAUGGUUCAAUCUUUAAAGGCUUUCAAGAGGCAACAAUACACUUCCUCCCCACGUACAAGUUCGACAUAGGCUGUGACAUCUACGACACUACUUCUAAACAGAGAACGCCUUCAUACACAGACAGGAUCCUGUUCAGGAACAGGCAGGCUGAAGACAUAAAAGUGGUCAAAUACACCAGCUGCACCAGCAUCAAGACCUCAGACCACCGGCCGGUCAUCGGUGUCUUCCAGGUCAAACUAAGGCCAGGCAGAGACAAUAUCCCUCUGGGUGCAGGACAGUUCGACCGAGGCUUGUACUUGGAGGGCAUUAGGAGGAGGAUGACCAGAGAGCUGAAGAUGAGGGAAGCCAUGAAGAGCCAAAGUAGCAGCACCAUCUGCGCCAUCUCUUAGACCCUUAAAGUCGACUCGUGAAGACCAGACCAGACCAGACCAGACCGCACCAGGCUGGACUGGAUCAAACUGUGCCAGAAACAGGCAGGCAGGCAGGCAGAAGAGGACCAAAAGGAAACCAGAGUUGUCUUAACUACGCAGAACUCAGUGCUGGUUGUGGUAACUGAGCAGAGUGCGCCCUCUAUUGGGCAUUCUUGGGAACUCUGUGAGUGUGUCUGUCUCCUGGCUGUACUUGAGGGCAGGGACCUUGAGGUCAGACAGAAGUUUGCAGGCACAGCAGCAGUCUGGCCUUUAUUUAUUCAGCCCCUUCAACUCAAACAUGACUGAGACAGAGUUGGGGGGGGGGGCUGCCAUCGUGGCUUAUUCUUCAGUCACAUGCUGCAGUGUGAACUGAUUUAACAUUGUAGGCUGCUCUGUGUAACUGCAUUUCAUUUUCUAAUUCAUUUUUCGGCAUUUAAAAAGCAUCAUGAACCAGUGUUACGUUUUUUUUUUGUGCUACAUCAUUGUUCAAAUGCCUUGGAAAUUGUCAUCAAAUAACGAAUGAAACAUAACUGCAGUAAACACUUAGGUGUCUGCCACUGGUCAAUUUUUAACCUGAAUUUUAUUGAGCUGAACGGUUUAGAGGAGAGAUGCUGUGUGACUGAAGAAGGGAGCUGUUUUACAUUACAUGACAUUAAUGAACACUACGGUUAUGACGCAUUUGACAGCUUAUAUUUAACUUUUUUAAGGAACUCACUUCCGAUGAAAUAGAUGGGGCAUUUUAUUUAUACUGUUAACGCCUGUCACAAGUUUUUCUCUUAUUAGGCCAAGUGAUCCUUUGCGCCUGAUUGUAACUUAUUGCCUUAUCUUUCAUCUCACUGUGUAACCUCAUAUACACUAUGAACUGUCCUUGUACUGUAUGUUAUGUACUGCAUUAAUGAACUUGCAUUCCCAGCAUGAAGAGCAGUCUGCUCCAAAAAAAGUGCCUGUGGGUUUCGUUUUCAUUUCCUCAGGACCUCUUAUCUUUUUCUAUGUCACCUAUGAUGUAACACCCCUUAAUAAACAUUUUA
Molecule: messenger RNA, 3210 nt
Organism: Toxotes jaculatrix (banded archerfish)
Lineage: Eukaryota; Metazoa; Chordata; Actinopteri; Toxotidae
Gene: inpp5e
Product: inositol polyphosphate-5-phosphatase E
Exons: 11
Coding region: 233-2161 (642 amino acids)
Biological process (GO): phosphatidylinositol dephosphorylation
Molecular function (GO): inositol-polyphosphate 5-phosphatase activity
Source: RefSeq, a predicted model, not a curated record